Patiria miniata (bat star) is the source of this 1023-nucleotide messenger RNA. RefSeq names its product galanin receptor type 1-like. Gene Ontology annotation, cellular component: membrane. Lineage: Eukaryota; Metazoa; Echinodermata; Asteroidea; Valvatida; Asterinidae. The record is from RefSeq and is a predicted model, not a curated record. Gene Ontology annotation, biological process: G protein-coupled receptor signaling pathway. The coding region runs from base 1 to 1023 and encodes 340 amino acids. The transcript has a single exon. Gene Ontology annotation, molecular function: G protein-coupled receptor activity.
AUGUCUUCAGACGACCUGAAUGAAAUCAUGACGGAUUUUGGAAACGCUACCAAAUUUGACUUUACACCCAAUCCGCGUAGCCCUCAACUUACUGCAGUGUACACACUCAUCGCCUGCCUGGCUGUGCUUGGUAACGGCAUGGUCAUCACUGUUAUGCUGCUCAGACGACAAGUAUUCAGCUCUUUCACAAAUCGCCUCAUCCUGCAUCAGUCUGUCAUUGACUGUAUUGCUGGCGUUGUGUUUUUCGUUUGGCAGGUAAUUUUGCAGAUCGCCCCCAAAACAGUUUUCUUCGAUGGUUAUAUUUCCGACCAAUUAAUCUGUCGGUUCGUUAAUGUUGAUGUUUUCGUGUGGUGUAUGAAUGUGACGUCGACCUACAACCUUGUCGUCAUAUCGCUGGAGCGGUUUAUGGCAACUUGCCACCCGGUGAAGCAUCGAAAUUCUUUGUCUACCGCUAAGCUGAAGUUUGCCAUGGGAACAGCCUGGGCUAUUGGCUUCAUGUACGGCUCUCAUUUUAUAUUUAUUUUUGAAGUUAAUGAAGGACAAUGUCAACCUACGGAAUUCGAAACUGGCUUGAAGGUUUUCGAAAUUUCAGCAACGAUUACUAUCGAAUACUUGGUCCCAAUGACCAUUUUGAUCUAUACAUACAGCCGGAUAAUCAUCACGCUGACAAAGAAAUCUUCUAAUCAAAUGAACGGUGCUUGGAAAGUCAUGAAUAAAGCCAAGAAAAACGUUCUCUUAACGACAAUAUUGAUAGGCAUAAUGUUUGUAUUGUGCUGGACACCAGUAGAAGUCUUGUACCUGUAUAAGCAGCUUUCGGAAGAUUGGAGCACUCCGUUGACCGAUCCCUUUAUUAGCCUAGUGGCCUGCAACAUGCUCGUCAACCCGGUAAUUUACUGCUUCAAGUACGAGAAAUUUCGCUCAGAGCUGAGUAAACUAGUACUCGAGCGGUGUCGUAGAAAUCGAGUGGAGGAUGGGAACACCAUUUCAAUGUCAGCUGCUUCCUCACGAAUGAACGCACCUUGA